AUGUCACUUCAGACCGACUGCGAGGUCUCCAAGCCUCACAAUGCCGAGCGUCCCCCAUAUCCCAUCGGCGUGCCGCUCAAAUUCGAUGAAUCAGGUGUCGCUCAGAGGUAUCCCGGCAACACGACCGUGUGCCAUCUCGCCUCGGAUUCGCAGCUGGUAGCCGGGUUGCGCAAAGUCUACGACACCAUCAAAUCACAUCCAACCCUCGGAGAGAAGAUCCGCCUCCUACCGGCCGCCUCGUGGCAUAUGACCGUUUUCGACGGCGUACGAGAAACCGAGUGCGAAGUAGGCAUGUGGCCUGUCGGCAUGGUCAAGAAGCCGCUCCCAGAAUCCACGAAAGACUUCUCUCAGCGUCUGAGGAAGUUCGGAAUGCAACUCGAGACGGAGGGUUUGGCUCCACCGUACAAGAUGAAGGUCCUCGAUUUUGACGCUGCUGUUGUUGGAAUCGGCCUCCACGUUGAAGGUGCCACGCCAGAAGAAGAGAAGCGCAUGCGCCGGCUGCGAGACCGCUUAGCAUCAGUCCUUGGGUUUCGGGCUCCCAACCACGAGGUUUACCCGUUCCACAUAUCGGUAGCAUACCUCCUCCGGUAUAUCGAAGGAGAUGACAGGAUCGAGUUGAACAAAGUGCUGGACUCCCUAUUACCAGAGAUUCAGAUGGACUUUGAGCUAGGUGCAGUCGAGUUCUGUACUUUCGAGAACAUGUUGGAGUAUCCGCGACUCUUCUAUCUCGGCGAACCGGAGACGAGUUAG
Zymoseptoria tritici IPO323 is the source of this 750-nucleotide messenger RNA. RefSeq lists its product as uncharacterized. NCBI's taxonomy places the organism in Eukaryota, Fungi, Ascomycota, Dothideomycetes, Mycosphaerellales, Mycosphaerellaceae. The transcript has a single exon. The record is from RefSeq and is a predicted model, not a curated record. Bases 1 to 750 code for a protein of 249 amino acids.